Messenger RNA from Rasamsonia emersonii CBS 393.64, 1425 nucleotides. RefSeq names its product HhH-GPD family base excision DNA repair protein. The coding region runs from base 1 to 1425 and encodes 474 amino acids. Gene Ontology annotation, biological process: base-excision repair. The record is from RefSeq and is a predicted model, not a curated record. Lineage: Eukaryota; Fungi; Ascomycota; Eurotiomycetes; Eurotiales; Trichocomaceae. Gene Ontology annotation, molecular function: catalytic activity. The transcript has a single exon.
AUGGAGCGCCGGGUCACCCGGUCAAUGACUUCGAAGGAAGCUGCUUUGUUGUCGGCUCCGAAUCAGAAAGCAAACUCCCAGCUAUCUAGUACUCCGCAGCCUUCUUCCAGUGAACCAAGCUCUACUGAGAGAAGCCAAAGGACGUCUGAAAACGCCGCGUCACGAAAGUCAGAGCUAGUAUCUGAGAACUCAACGAAGAGUGUAGGUCGAAAAAGGAAGAGACGUACUUCUGCCUCUAUUAUUCAAGAGAUCGACAUCAACGAGCUUCCUCACAAUCUGGGCAAGGCCCCUACUGCCAUCAAACAGGAGCGUGCACUUGCCGUCGACCAGAAGCCUGCCAAAACGCCAAGUGAGGAAACACAAAAGCCUGUACUCGAAGCCAACCCCGAAUUUAACGCCACGGGAAAGACGAAGAAAGUAAGGAAAAAUGGAUAUCCCUAUGGCCUUACUCCAGGGGUCAGUCCGUUCCCAGAUUUUCCUCGUCCUACACCAGAAGAGUGCGAAGAAGUCAACCGACUGUUGUCCACCGUUCAUGGAGAGAUCAAUGCCCCGACCACUGUGCCUCAGCCAUCCCUCACUGUAACAGGAUGUGGUGAAGUCCCCUCUGUCCUUGAUGCUCUGAUUCGCACAUUGCUCAGUGGUGCUACAACUAGUGGAAAUUCCGCCAAAGCAUUCCAGGGAUUGGUCCAGAAGUUUGGCGUCCUAGAAGAAGGCAUCGGAAAGGGAAGUGUGAAUUGGGAUGCUGUUCGCCGUGCCCCAAUUGAUGAUGUCUUUCAGGCAAUGAAGAGUGGUGGGCUGGCAGCAAUGAAGAGCAGAUAUAUCAAAGAGAUCCUAGACAUGGUCUACAAGGAGAACAUGCAGCGCAGGGACGCUUUGUUGAAGGCUGAGACAGACGGAGCAGAUGGACCUGCUGGUGCAGAAAAUGAAACAGAUGCAGCCAAGCAAAAAGAGAUCGACUGCGCUAAUGAGAAUGUCUUGUCACUGGACUAUAUCCAUGCUCUUGAUAAAGACCAGGCCAUGCUUGAACUUGUCAAAUACCCUGGCAUUGGUCCCAAGACGGCUGCCUGCGUGAUCCUGUUCUGUCUCCAACGGCCCUGCUUUGCCGUGGACACGCAUAUCUUUCGCAUCUGCAAAUGGCUGGGCUGGCUCCCAUCCGAAAGAGUCAACGAGGUCACCGCGUUCAGCCACCUUGAGGUGCGCAUUCCGGAUCAUCUCAAGUAUUCCCUCCAUCAGUUGUUUAUCCGACAUGGCAAAAUUUGUCCCCGAUGCCGAGCUAUCACAGGAGAGGGAAGUGAGGGCUGGGAUGAAGGAUGUGUCAUUGAUCACCUGGUAAAAAGAACCGGAAAGCGCAAGGGUGCGCUCGUGUCAACCACUGGAAAGCAGCCAAAGAACAGACGGAAUCGAAAAGGGAAACAAGGAAUCUAG